AUGUUAGAUGUUUAUCACGAAGAAGGUAGGAAAGAAAUAGAAAAUUCUCCUUUUGUUGCAGUGAUUGCCGAUGAAACGACGGACGUUGCUUGUGAAUUUCAAUUAGUUAUAGUUUUCAGAUAUUUGUGUAAAGGACGACCAGUUGAGAGAUUUUGGAGGUUUUACAUGCUCGAUGGACACGACGCCAAAUCAAACGCUGAAUGCAUUUUAAAUGUUUUACAACCAUUAUUAAUACAUAGUCCAAAUAAAUUAAUUGCUCAAAGCUAUGACGGCGCGUCUGUUAUGAGUGACAAAAAUAUGCUUAAAAAUGAAUUACAAGUACUGUAUCAGAGAGACGAAUUAAGUACCACCUCCGAAGCUGUCUCGCUAUCAAUUUUAUUAAAUGAGGAAGGUUUAAAUUGUACAUUUCAGGAAACUCUUAAACUUUUAGUUAUUUUGAUAACAAUACUUAUGUCAACAUCUGAAGCAGAGCGCUGUUUUUCAAGGCUUAAACGGAUUAAAACAUUCCUCAGAAAUACAAUGAAGGAAGAAAGACUUGGUGCUUUAGAUAUGUUCGCAGAACAACAUUUUGUAAAUGGAAUUGAAAAUUUUAAUAAUAAAGUAAUUGAAAAUUUUGCAACCAAAAAAGAAAGAAGAAUGGACUUAAUUUAUCGGAAACUUUAA
This is a messenger RNA of Psylliodes chrysocephalus, 663 nucleotides long. The record is from the annotation of a GenBank genome assembly. Lineage: Eukaryota; Metazoa; Arthropoda; Insecta; Coleoptera; Chrysomelidae.